AUGUCGCACUCUCCUGAGGAGCUCGAGGGAAUCGCCAUUGCAGGGCGAGUCUCUUCAGUUCUCUCUAUUCUAGGGUCUUUCACAAUAAUCGGCGCUUUUUCUCUUUCUCGGCACUUCCGGAGUCCAAUUCAUCGUAUAAUAUUUUUCAAUGCCUUCUAUAAUCUGUUCGACUCUGUCGCUACGAUGAUAUCGACUAGUGGACCUCAAGCUGGAGACACUUCAUCGCUAUGUCAAUUCCAAGGGUUUGCUCUCCAAAUGUUUCCAGUAGCUGACGUGCUCUGGACAUUCGCGAUGGCCUUGGAUACAUAUCUGGUUGUCUUCCAUCACUUCGAUACUCAAUCUUUGCGCAAACUUGAAGUCAAGUAUCUUGGUGCUAUUACUACUCUCUCUUUUAUUCCUGCCUUUGUUUUCCUAUUCAUUCGCGGGCAUGAUAGAGGUCCUAUAUAUGGGGACGAGACUAUCUGGUGCUCAGUAUCUCGUACCUGGAUGAUCCUUCGCAUAAUCUUCUACUAUGCACCCGUGUGGGCGAUCAUAGUCAUAGUCCUGAUACUGUAUUUUCUCAUCGGCAUCGAGAUCACCAGAGUCCGCGACGAGUUCAAAUUGACCGACGAUGAUCACAUUGCACUGACUUCUGGCAAUUCUGCCAGCAGUGUCAAGACAACUAUCGAAGCCAACUCCCAAAGAAACCCUGGCUUCACUCCAGAAUCCAGUAUCCCAAGCGACACAGAACAAAAUACGUUCCGACGUCCACCUACAGCAAACAAAGUCAACUCAAACUAUCAAACUCCACAACAGAGACGUGUCUCGCUGAGACAAUACGUUAUCAUGCCAUCGCUUUUCUUCCUUGCUAUGUUAGCAACGUGGAUUGCGCCAACCAUAAACCGUAUCUCGGAAUUCGUGCAUCAUGAACAUGGGACUUACUCGCUUCUCCUCUCUGUAAGUACGUUGGGGUCCCUUCGUGGGUUUUGGAAUGGUGUUAUCUUCAUCACCAUCGGCAUGAAAGGUUGGAAGAGGCGGGCUUCGGAGAGGAGGAUGGCUCUGAGACAGGUUAGAUUGUCCUAUUCAUGGUGA
Molecule: messenger RNA, 1071 nt
Organism: Penicillium soppii
Lineage: Eukaryota; Fungi; Ascomycota; Eurotiomycetes; Eurotiales; Aspergillaceae
Gene: gprI
Product: putative cAMP receptor (Car4)
Exons: 4
Coding region: 1-1071 (356 amino acids)
Biological process (GO): adenylate cyclase-activating G protein-coupled receptor signaling pathway; cell surface receptor signaling pathway
Cellular component (GO): plasma membrane
Molecular function (GO): G protein-coupled receptor activity
Source: RefSeq, a predicted model, not a curated record